Molecule: messenger RNA, 2106 nt
Organism: Arachis stenosperma
Lineage: Eukaryota; Viridiplantae; Streptophyta; Magnoliopsida; Fabales; Fabaceae
Product: receptor-like protein 43
Exons: 2
Coding region: 4-1911 (635 amino acids)
Molecular function (GO): protein binding
Source: RefSeq, a predicted model, not a curated record
GUGAUGCAAAUGAGAAUAAUGGGGUUGUUGUGUUCUCUUGCUUUGUCCAUACAGUUUCUUCUCCUUUUCGCAUCCUCCCUGUUCCCAAACUGUUUAACCAUGAAUCAUUCAACUGCUACUCAUCAUCAUGAGUGCCAUCAACAUGAAAGCAAUGCCUUGCUGAGCUUUAAAAAAACCUUCAUCAUAAGUAAGUCUGCUUCUUACAAUCCUUUGAGUUAUCCUAAAACUCUUUAUUGGGUUCCUGCCACAGAUUGCUGCUCCUGGGAUGGCAUUGAAUGCAAUGAGCUCACAGGUCAUGUGAUCGGCAUUGAUCUUGGUAGCAGCCAACUCUAUGGUUUCAUGGAUCCCAAUAGCACCCUUUUCUCACUUGUGCACCUUCAAAGCCUUGAUCUUUCAGACAAUGACUUCAAUCACUCUCAAAUUCCUGCCAAGAUAGCUGGUAAUGUGUUGGAAGGACAGAUCGAGCUUGAAAUGCUUUCAAAGCUCAAAAAGCUUACUGCACUUGGUUUAGGCGGAGGCAACAAAUUGUCUUUUCUUGAAGGGAAGAACACUUCCAUUGUAACAUUUCCUUCUCAAAUUCAAUAUUUGGAUUUAAGUUCAUGCAACUUAGUUCAUUUUCCCAAUUUCAUACAACACUUGCAAGAGUUGACUGAUCUUUUCAUAUCAGACAAUAGGAUAAAGACAAUACCGAGUUGGAUGUGGAAUAAAACAACUCUUCAGGCUUUGGAUAUUUCCAGCAACCUAUUGAUGGGAGAAAUACCCCCCUCCAUAUGUAAUCUACAAUCACUUGGGUAUCUUGAUUUAUCUUCCAACAAUUUAGUUGGCAGGAUUCCAUCAUGUUUAGGAAGCUUUAGCCGAUCUCUUCACAUUUUGAAACUCGCGGGAAACAAAUUGAUAGGUAAUAUUCCUCAAAAUUAUGCGAAAGAAAAUGCACUUCAGUUGAUUGAUUUUAGCUCAAACAAGUUGUGUGGUCAAUUACCAAGAUCAUUUGUCAAUUGCAGAAUGCUAGAGCUUCUUGACGUAAGUCAUAACCAUUUCAAUGAUUCAUUUCCUUUUUGGUUGGGAUCUCUCCCUAAUUUGAAGGUUAUUUUUUUGCGUGAUAAUAAAUUUCACGGAGCUAUAAAGUGUCCAUUAAGAUUCACAUUUCCUCAGCUUCGUAUCAUUGAUCUUUCUCAAAAUGAUUUUUCUGGAGAAUUGUCAUCAGAAAUAAUCAAGAAUUUCAAAUCGAUGACACUUUCCAACACAAGCCACCAAGUACAUUUCAAGGACGACGUUUAUCACUUGCAACAAUCUGUGAUUGAUCUUGGUAAUUUUGUAUUUUCAAUGACUAACAAAGGGAGGGUCAUGGAUUAUCUUGGGAGCCAAUACUUUCAUUUCUUGGUAGCCAUUGAUCUUUCAUGUAACAAAAUUUAUGGUAAGAUUCCCGAUGUUAUGGGAAGUCUUAGUAGCCUUGUUGUGCUUAAUUUGUCAAAUAACAUGUUUACUGGCAGCAUCCCAUCUUCCUUGGGAAAGCUUUCAAAUCUUGAAGCGUUGGACCUUUCUGCCAAUAGCCUGUCAGGGGAAAUCCCCCAACAACUCACAGAGUUAACAUUUUUGGAAUUCUUCAAUGUGUCUUUCAACAAUCUCUCAGGUCCAAUACCAGAAAAUGGGCAACUUUCCACUUUUCAAGAUAAUUCAUUUGAGGGAAACAAUGAUUUAUGCGGGUUUCAAUUGCUGAACAAAUGUGAAGAUCGUUCUAAGCUUCCACUACCACCAACACUUGAUGGUGAUCAAGACUCUGAUUCAGGAUCUUUCUUUGAAUUUAAUUGGAUGGUAAUUCUAAUUGGAUAUGCGGGUGGCCUUGUUGCUGGGUUAGCACUGGGAAAUGCUUUUGCUGGAGAUGUUUAUAGGUUGCUGAAGAGGAUCUUUUAAGUCACAAGUCUAGAUGUUGGUUUUUUCAUGUGUGUAAUCUUAGACUAUUUUCAUUUUUGUGUUUGCAUUUGAAGUUAUUGUGUUCCUUAUAUGUAAGAGUCUGCUAUGUGUAUACCCAAAUAAAAGUAGGCAAGUGAAAAAGACAAAUGUAGUCUGUUAUAUAUCUAUUUUGUUUUGCUAUUUUUGAUAUAAGAA